GGAACACCGCUCGAUUCAAUUACAUUUUUACUCUAUUCGAGUGCUGUGGUGGGUUUACCCCGGAUUCAUCUUGUUUCGCUAAGAGAAUUUAAAUUUACAACCGUAGUGGCGGGAGUUCGCCACGAGAUCCACCGAUUUUUUUAACUCAUUUUGUAUUCCACUGUACCUGACCGGAGGGAAGGGUUGGCGGUAGGCAGUUGUUCCUGACAGGAUACGGUUAGAUACAGUAUACAGUACUCGAGUACAGUACAAGUACCAUCAGGGCGCUCGUCUGUCUCUUCGUCUCCUCUCUUGUGGGUUAGCUUGGCCACCAUUUCUUGCUCGAGUACGAGUACCAGUGCCGUAGAGUAUGAUACCAGUACCGUACUUUUUUCUUCUUCUUCCUCUUCCUCUUCCUCUUCCUCUUCCUCUUUCCCGCCUUGGAAUAAUAACAUUACGUUAAGGUGCUCCUUUCUUGGCGCUAAAUCUAUGACAAGGCUGGGCUUUAACUAGUUGGGAGGUUUUCUAUGCACAUCCCAAGCCUUCAAAGUACGAGUACCGGUAUCAUACAGUACAAUACUUUGCUUACCUACCGGCUGAUUGGCGAGCUAACAGCGGUCGCUCGUCCAUCCAUCCAUCAAACUUAACCCAACAGCUCCACGAAUGCUCACACCCACCAUCAACCCGUCUGCUUCAUCACCCUAAUCACCUUAACCUUACCUCAUUUCACACCCACACCUACACCCAACUCCCCUCACCUCCUCACUCACGCUUCUACAUACAGUACACCUCACCCCCCCCUCGUUGUUCGUUCGUUCCUUCAUUCGUUCAUCGUUGCUGUCGUCUGUCGUUCGGUUUCGGUAGACUGGGCUUGAGCUUUUCUUUCUUUUCCUUCUUUCCUUUCCUUUUUUUUUCCCUUUUUUUUCUCCCGAAGAAUCCUGCACUAUUACCUACCUACCCUGCCCCCCUUUCCCUCACUAUUGCUAGAGUUUGAUAAGGUAGUGUACGGGUAAAGGUACUGUAGCUUUGCUGGGCUUAGCAUAGCAAAGCAUAUAGCACAGGGACAAGAAAGAAAGCAAAACGGAAGCUCGGUAAAGGGACGAGGGAAGAAUUGGAUUUCCACCACUACUGCUGCGUUCGGUCAACUAAUCUUGUACCCCCCCACCUCACGGGCUCCCUGAGGGAGCUUCACCUCUCCAUCUUUCUACUUUACCCAGCUACUACUACUAUUUCUGCAAAGGGCAACCCCCUCCAUCCAGCCUGGCAGCAGUGAGCGUAAACGUGCUGGAUGAGGCACUGCCGAACGUGACUCGGCAAAUUCACCACCACAACCACUAUGAAUCGGCAGCAGAAACCAACCCUCACCACCACGACUACAUCGACAGCAACAAUGAUGAUUUUCAUACUCUGCACUCUCCUCUUCGGGGUAGGCCUAGCCCUCGGCCAGCAACACCAGCAAUACCACCAGCAGCAGCGAGUCCUCCCACGGGAUCCGGACUCCCCGCAUCUGGUUGCCGGGAUAAACGAUAGUGGCCGGAACUACAACCGCGGCACUGACGUUAGUUCCACCGUUCGAGCUCUCGCUACCGUUUCUGCGGGAUCGACUUCUUCCUCACCCCAGGAUCGUGGGGCUAUCUACCAGGACAAUAGGCGAAAGAGGAGUUUGGGCGUAACUACUGGGGGAGGGGGAGGGGGGAUAUCCGCGAUUGGAGGUCAUAGGAGUCUGAAUGACUGGGAGGUGGAGGAUUUUGUCCUGCUAGCUACGGUGGAUGGGACGCUACAUGCUAGGGAUCGGAAAAGCGGUGCUAAGCGGUGGGAGAUAUUCGCGCAUGAUCCGGUGGUUCAGACGGUCUACCAUCGCGCGAACGGCAGCGCGGCGGGUACAGAACGGGAUUGGAUUCAGGACGAUGACGUGGUUUGGAUUGUCGAGCCGAUUCAGGAUGGGGCUUUGUUCUUUUUUACGCCGGAUAAUGGGUUGCAGAAACUUGACGUCACCGUCAAAGGCAUCGUGGAUGACUUAUCGCCAUUCACGCCAAAGGGUAGUGAUCGCUCUUACAAUGGCGAAAAGAAGACCACGACUUUUGCAAUUGAUGUCCGUACCGGCAAUGUUCAGAGGGUCUUCUCAUCUGCUGGCGUGGCCAAUCCCGUCAACAACGAUAAAUGUAAGCCGAAUAAUGGACUUGAAGAGGAUCUCGAUGACGAUGAGUGCGAAUCUGUUCCAAAGACUAUUUUGAUCGGAAGGACUGGUAUGACUCACAAUUGGGAAUUGGGGGGAACGUUGAUUACUGAUAUUUCUUUGAAAGAGUAUAUUGUUACCAUCAAUAGUCUGUCCACUGGUGAGCGGCUUUGGACUAUCAAGUAUGCUGAGUGGGGACCCAAUAAUGGGGAUAGGGAUCUUGCCAUGCAGUAUGAAAGGUCUAUGGAUAAUAGGUAUAUCUAUAGCGGUCAUGAUGGUAAGAUUUAUGGGUUUGAAGGGGACGUAGCCGGUAUCGAACGCCGCCCGAAAUACCAGCAAUCCUUCUCCUCUCCUGUUAUCAGAGUCUUCGACGUCGUCAAAUCCAUAUCUUCCCCCGCAGAAUCCAAAACCACCGUUUCUGUUGUUCUCCCACAGCCAAAUCUCGCAUCCAGGGAAUUGGACCGGUACGAAGGAUUGACAUUUGUAGGCUGCACCGAAAACGACAGUUUCUACGCUCUAUCAGAAACAAGCUACCCAUACGUUACAGAUGGAGCUCCAGACGCAACAUUCUACGCUGGUGGGCGCCUAAAAUGGCAAACAUCCGCCCGUAACGAGCGUCACAAGACAAUAAUAGGCACCCACCACGCGCAUUUCGGAUUCGAUGAACCCUACCGCGCAUCCCUACCCGCCCCUACGCCGAUCUCACAUGAAGAACGACCAGCCGUCAGAUCCAGGAACACUGCCCCGCCGCUGCCGUCCUCACCCUCCCUGAAGGGUAGCCGUUUGAUCAACUUUGCUAUGGAAAACCUUGUGGAUAUAAGCAUUCUGGUUCCCAUACUUACAACGUUGAUUUGGUUGUUUAUGAGGCAGAUGGGUGGAAGCAAGGUUGGAAACAGGGCGCCAGAGAAUGUGAGCAAUGCAACUAUGGCUAGUCAUGCGGGGGAGUUCGUGCGGUUUGCUGGGGCGCCUUUGGAGCAUACACCGAAUGGAGUGCCAAUCCCAGAUGAAUUGCCCGACAAGGUGGUUAUUUUGGGGGAGCAGUUACAGGGGCAACCUGAACCAAUUGCACAGCAGCAGCAGGUGGAGGAAGCGGUGGCUGCGGCCAUAGAGGUGGCGGCUCCGAGGGAGGAGAUACAACGGCCGGCUGUAGCCCCGGAGGCAACGUCGGGGGCAGUAAGAUUUAGGGAUGCCGCGGCCAUGGUUGAAGAGGAUGCUGCGGUGACACCAACUCCUACUCCUAAGAAAAAGAAGCCUCAUAGAGGCCACAGGGGAGGUGCUAGGAAACGGGGAAAGGCAAAUGUGGAGAAGGAAAAGGAGAAAAUAGAGGUUGUGGUUAGUGAGGUGAAGGAGAUUGUUAGGGAGAAUCCGAUGCAGGUUGAUCUCAACACACUAGCUAUAGAUCCCUUAGGGGAAGAGUGGGAUUCGUCGUCACUAGUUGCGAUAAAUAACUUGAUGGUUCAUGAAGAUCAAGUGUUAGGCGUUGGCAGUCAAGGGACAAUAGUGUACAGAGGCUCGUUCGAAGGAAAAGUAGUAGCCGUCAAGCGGAUGUUGCGAGACUUUAUCGACGUAGCGGAGCACGAAGUCUCGUUAUUGCAGCAAAGUGAUGACCACCCCAACGUCAUCCGCUACUACUGCACCCAACACGGGUCCCGAUUUUUAUACAUAGCAUUAGAGCUCUGCCCAGCAUCACUAUUCGAUAUAUACUCCGACCCAAUAAAGCACUCUGACCUCCUAGAACUCAUGGACCCCAUAGACGUCCUCCGUCAGAUCGCCUCGGGAGUACGUCACCUCCACUCGUUAAAGAUUGUGCACAGGGAUUUAAAACCUCACAAUAUCCUUGUCAGCCACCCUAAACCCCUCCUGCACGACUCCUCAACGAAAAGGCCAAGGAUCCUGAUAUCAGACUUUGGCCUGUGCAAGAAAUUAGAAGGCGAUAAGAGCUCCUUCGGCGCCACAACCGCUCAUGCAGCGGGCACAUCGGGCUGGCGUGCGCCCGAACUCCUUGUCGACGAAGACUCCGCUGCGAAACCGACCUUCCCCUCACAACCUCCUCCCCAGCCACCAACGGCCGAAGCCUCCACCUCAAACUCAUCCUCCGAAACCGCUGUAAUUGACACACUAACUAACCGUCGCGCCACUCGCGCAAUAGACGUCUUCUCGCUAGGGUGCGUAUUUUACUACAUCCUCUCCCGCGGCGAACAUCCCUUUGGCACACGCUGGCACCGAGAAUUCAACAUCAUAAACAAUAAACCCGACCUCUCCCACCUUGCCCCUCUGGGGCUAGCAGAACACGAAGCCAAAGACCUAGUCUCUAGCAUGAUAAGCCAUAACCCUCGAGAACGUCCAGACGCUACGAAAGUUCUUAUUCAUCCGUUCUUUUGGUCGCCAGAGAAGCAAUUGGCCUUCUUGCUAGAUGUGAGUGAUAGGUUUGAAGUUGAGAAGGAUAAAGAGAAAAUCACUAGCCCCGAGGGAGGGUACAGAUCCCCGUUUAUACCAAUGCUGGAGCGAAAUGCCCGAGAAAUUUGUGGUGGUGCUGGGGACUGGAUGAAGAGGCUUGAUAAACUAUUCCUCGCAGAGUUAGUGAGCAAUAAGCGAAGAGGGUACGAUGGUGAGAAGGUGCUGGAUCUGUUGAGGGCUAUACGAAACAAGAAACAUCACUACCAAGACAUGAGACAGCCCGUAAAAGAAGCCGUCGGCGACCUCCCGGGCGGCUACUUGAGUUACUUCUCCCGGCGCUUCCCGGGCCUCCUACUGCAUGCCUGCGAAGUGGUUCGCGACACAGGCUUCUGGCAAGAACCGGUUUUCAGGGGAUAUUAUUCGGUGCAGCAUUAAUCUAUUAACCAGCUCAUCAACCUUGCUGGGCUACCGGUCGUAGAAGAGGAAGGAUGUUUCUUGCAUAUACUUUUUUUUUUUUCCUUUAAAAUUUCGGAACCUGUUCUCAUUUUUGCGGGGUUUAGUUCGCAUUUGGCUUGGGUUCAGACCUGGUGUGGGGUGGGUGGGUUGGGGAA
Tuber melanosporum (Perigord truffle) is the source of this 5163-nucleotide messenger RNA. RefSeq lists its product as uncharacterized. NCBI's taxonomy places the organism in Eukaryota, Fungi, Ascomycota, Pezizomycetes, Pezizales, Tuberaceae. The transcript is spliced from 6 exons. Bases 1316 to 4987 code for a protein of 1223 amino acids. Gene Ontology annotation, molecular function: protein serine/threonine kinase activity; ATP binding; RNA endonuclease activity. The record is from RefSeq and is a predicted model, not a curated record. Gene Ontology annotation, cellular component: IRE1-TRAF2-ASK1 complex. Gene Ontology annotation, biological process: protein phosphorylation; IRE1-mediated unfolded protein response; intrinsic apoptotic signaling pathway in response to endoplasmic reticulum stress.